CCGACCGCGCCGAGCACUGGGUGCGGCGGAUGGAGCGGGCGGGCGUGGCGCCGGGCGUGCUGACCUACAACUCUGCCAUCAACGCGUGCGCCAAGGCGGGCGAGCCCGUGCGCGCGGGCGGGUGGAUCCUGGAGAUGAAGGAGCGCGGCCUGGUCCCCGACACCGUCAGCUAUUCCACCGUCAUCCACGCCUGCGCGAAGGGGCGCGAGGCCCGUGCGGCCGCUCGCUGGCUCGAGGAGAUGCGCGCCGCGGCGCAGCCGCCCAGCGGCUUCUGCUACAGCUCCGUGGUGCAGGCCCUCGCGCGCGCUGGCCUGGUCGCCCCGGCCGCGGAGUGGCUCCAGGAGGCCAUCGGCCACGAACUGGAGGUCGGCGCUGGCUGCUUCAACUGCGUCAUCUCGGCCCAGCUGCGCGCCGGCAGCACCGAGGCCGCCGCCUGGUGGCUGGAGCAGGCGGCCCAGAGAGGCCUCGCCUCGGCCGUCAGCUUCGACGCCGUGGCGUCCGCGCUGCUUCGGGCGGGGCACAAGGCGCGCGCCGAGGCGGUCAGGAGGCGCAAGGCCCUCGCCGGCGCCGCCCCGCAGUGAGGGUCCCCCGCCUCGGGCGCCCGGGGGC
Molecule: messenger RNA, 609 nt
Organism: Prorocentrum cordatum
Lineage: Eukaryota; Dinophyceae; Prorocentrales; Prorocentraceae
Source: the annotation of a GenBank genome assembly